Amaranthus tricolor (Joseph's coat) is the source of this 4166-nucleotide messenger RNA. Its product is annotated as DEAD-box ATP-dependent RNA helicase 42. Bases 409 to 3759 code for a protein of 1116 amino acids. Gene Ontology annotation, cellular component: nucleus. Gene Ontology annotation, biological process: mRNA splicing, via spliceosome. The transcript has 2 exons. The record is from RefSeq and is a predicted model, not a curated record. Gene Ontology annotation, molecular function: ATP binding; nucleic acid binding; RNA helicase activity. NCBI's taxonomy places the organism in Eukaryota, Viridiplantae, Streptophyta, Magnoliopsida, Caryophyllales, Amaranthaceae.
UGGAGAAGUCUCCACUCUCCCACUCCCACCCGGGUAAUCCACUAAUCCUACUCCAAAAUCGGUUCGUCUCUUAUCCGGGUAAUCCUAUUCCAAAAUCGGGUUCUUGCCGGUCUAAAAGAAAGAUCGGUGAUUGGGGUUUAUUUAUGUUUAAUAAUCCUCCCUGUUCCACGGGGUCAUUUAGUUUUUCCCCAAGGAAAUCUUCUCUAAUCUUCGCUCCUGCAGGAUUAACGCAAAAUUUCGAACUUUUCCCGAGUGACUAUAUUCUUCUCACGUCCUUCGCGAUUUCUUCGCUUUCCUCCGAGGUGUGGUUGCUGAGUCAAGUUUUAUUGGAGACGUUGUGGAGCAUAUAAGGCUUUAAUUUUUGGGUGAAAUUACAAAUACUUUGUUUUGAAUUACUUGGGAGAAUCUAUGGGGGAGUCAGAGGAUGUAAAAUUGAAGUCACGGAAGGAAGAAUCUGAGGCAAAGGAGUUGUCGAAACGUAGUCGUGGACGUGAGCAUGAGAAGGAAAGAGAUAGACAUGGGGAAAAGGAGAGGAGGAGAGACAGGGAGAAAGAAAGGGAUAGGGAUAGUAAGCGUUCAGAGAGAGAAAGGAGUUUUGAUGAUAAGCAUAGGGAUAAGGAUAGAGAAAAGCACAAGGAUAAACAUCGGGAGAGGGACAAGGAGCGGAAAAGAGAUCGAGAUGACAAGGAUGGGGACAAAGAAGAUAGAGAGAGGGAGAAAGAAAGGGAGAAGGCAAAGGUUAGAGAGCGAGAGGAAAGGGAGAGUGAGCGGGAGAGGGAGAGGGAGAGAGAACGAGCAAGAGAAAGGGAGAGGGAGAGAGAACGGAGAGAGAGAGAGAGGGAAAGAGAAAGGGAAAGAGAAAGAGAGCGUGAGAGGAGAGAGCGUGAACGUGAAAGAGCGAGGGAAGAACGAGAAAAGGAGAGGAAGCGCCGUGAAGCUGAAAGUGAUGACAGUGGCGAAGAGAGGAAAGACAGAGACAGGAAACGGAGGAGAAGAGAUAAUGACUACAGGGAGAAAGACCGUGAACGGAGUAAAUCAAGAGAUCGAGAAAGGAGCAGGGUGCACAGGCAUAGGGAAGACAGUGUUGACAGCCAGAAGAAAAAGUGUGAUGAUGAGCCUGAUAAAGACCUAGAGAAAAUGGACACAAAGGAACAAGACAUGGAGGAGGAACAGAGAAGACUGGAUGAUGAGAUGGAAAAGCGAAGGAGGAGAGUUCAGGAAUGGCAAGAACUGAAAAGGAAAAAGGAAGAAGAGGAAAGACAGCAGCUGGGGGAGGCUAAUGUUGAAGAACCUAAGGCAGGUAAGAAUUGGACGCUGGAAGGUGAAUCUGAUGAUGAAGAAGCUGGUUCAGAAGGAAAAUCAGAUGCAGAAAUGGAUGUGGAUGGAGUUUCUAAGCCGUCUGCUGAAGCUGGAGACACCAUGGAUGUUGAUUCUAAGAAUGGGAAUGCUUUGCCCAGUGGGGUUGCGGCUGCUGAUGCAGAAGAGGAUGAAAUUGAUCCUCUGGAUGCUUUUAUGAACUCAAUGGUCUUACCUGAAGUCGAGAAGCUAAAUAGUGUCAUGCUUGUUGCAGAGAAUGCUGACUCAAAUGGCAAGGAUAAAAAGUUUGAACAAAGCAACGGUCAUUCGUCUAAGAAAAUAACAAAGAAUUCUAUUGGACGGAUAAUUCCAGAUGAAGAUUCAGACUCUGAUUAUGGGGAUCAAGAAGAAGACGGUGAUAAGUUAGAGGAUGAAGAUGAUGACGAGUUUAUGAAAAGAGUGAAGAAGACUAAAGCGGAGAAAUUAGCUAUAGUUGAUCAUUCAAAGAUUGAUUAUAUUGACUUCAGAAAGAACUUCUAUAGGGAAGUCAAGGAGAUUGAGAGGAUGACUCUUGAGGAAGUUACUGUUUACAGAAAGGAGCUGGAGCUUAAGGUUCAUGGAAAAGAUGUGCCAAAACCAAUCCUAACCUGGCACCAAACUGGGUUAUCUACAAAAAUAUUAGAAGUAAUCAGAAAGCUGAACUUUGAGAAGCCAAUGCCAAUCCAAACCCAGGCUUUACCUGUAAUUAUGAGUGGUCGAGAUUGCAUCGGUAUUGCAAAAACUGGCUCAGGAAAGACCUUGGCAUUUGUAUUGCCUAUGUUGAGGCACAUAAAGGACCAGCCACCUUUAGUGUCAGGAGAUGGUCCAAUAGGUCUUAUAAUGGCUCCUACUAGAGAACUGGUCCAGCAAAUCCACAAUGACAUUAAGAAGUUUGCUAAAGUUGUGAAUUUGACCUGUGUUCCAGUAUAUGGUGGCUCUGGCGUUGCACAACAAAUAGGUGAUCUGAAGAAGGGAGCAGAGAUUGUUGUUUGCACCCCUGGUAGAAUGAUAGAUAUACUUUGCACAAGCAGUGGAAAAAUUACUAAUCUUAGAAGAGUCACUUUUUUGGUCAUGGAUGAAGCUGACAGGAUGUUUGAUAUGGGUUUUGAACCCCAAAUAACAAGAAUAGUCCAGAAUAUAAGACCAGAUAGACAAACUGUGCUGUUCUCUGCCACCUUUCCUCGUCAGGUGGAGGUUUUGGCAAAGAAAGUCUUGAAUAAACCGGUGGAAAUCCAAGUUGGUGGGAGGAGUGUCGUCAACCGGGACAUAACUCAGAUGGUUGAAGUGAGACCUGAAAGUGAAAGGUUCCUUAGAUUAUUGGAAAUACUUGGGGAGUGGUAUGAAAAGGGAAAAAUUCUGAUCUUUGUCCAUUCACAAGAAAAGUGUGAUGCCUUAUUCCGGGAUUUACUCAAGAGUGGUUAUCCGUGCCUUUCUCUUCAUGGGGGUAAGGAUCAGGGGGAUCGUGAGUCUACCCUAGCCGAUUUUAAGAGUAACGUAUGCAACUUGUUGAUUGCUACCAGUAUUGCUGCUAGGGGUCUAGAUGUAAAAGAUCUUGAGCUAGUAGUUAAUUUUGAUGUCCCUAAUCAUUACGAAGACUAUGUUCAUCGUGUUGGGCGGACAGGUCGUGCUGGCCGCAAGGGACAUGCUAUUACCUUUAUCUCGGAAGAAGAGGCAAGAUAUGCUCCUGAUCUUCUCAAAGCUUUGGAACUGUCAGAGCAACCUGUGCCACAGGACCUGAAGGCACUUGCUGAUGGGUUCAUGGCAAAGGUUAAACAAGGACUCGAGCAAACCCAUGGAACUGGUUUUGGUGGAAGUGGGUUCAAGUUUGAUGAACAGGAGGAUGAAGCACGGAAAGCUGCAAAGAAAGCACAGGCCAAGGAGUAUGGUUUUGAGUAUGGUAAGUCAGACUCAGAUGAUGAUGAUGAUGAAGUCCGGAAGAAGACAGAUGUUACUUUAUCGACCCCUGUUCUUGUUGGGCAAGUAUUACCAGAUACCCAAGGGCCAAGCGCACUUUUGUCUAUGAAUUCAGCUGAAAAUCCGGCAAGGCAAGCUGCUCUUGCAGCGGCAAUGAAGCUGCAACAAAAUUUACUGAAGCUCCAGCAAAAUGCAUUGCCUGAACAUUAUGAGGCUGAGCUUGAGAUCAAUGACUUCCCACAGAAUGCUCGUUGGAAAGUUACCCACAAAGAGACUUUGGGUCCAAUCUCGGAAUGGACUGGAGCAGCAAUUACAACUAGGGGACAGUAUUACCCUUCUGGAAAGAAUCCAGGUCCUGGUGAACGUAAACUUUAUCUGUACAUUGAGGGAACUUCAGAAAAUUCAGUGAAGAGAGCUAAAGCAGAACUGAAGCGUGUUUUGGAGGAUAUUACUGCUCAAGCCAUAUCUCUUCCGGGUGGUACACAACCAGGCAGGUAUUCUAUUCUCUGAUAACCAGAGUCCUACUUGUACUGGCCCUCGUAGUAAAUUGGUCCAUCUUGAGAUCGGAAUAUCUAUUAGAUGCUGCUGGUGUACCCCUCUUUUGCUUCAAUAUGCUGUGCUGAUGUUUUGCUUAAUUUUGUAACUCUUAAUUUUAGUUCCCAUCUCUUCAAUCUUCUUAUUUUGACGAGUGAGACUUUUCACAACAUAUGAUGAUUUAUGACUGUCCUUCAUCUUAUCAUUUGAUGUUGGUUUGUGACAAGUGAAAAUUCACACAAAUGUGUGUCAGAUAAGGUGCUUGGGUAUUUGUAUGUAUAGAUGGAUCUGCCCUUUUUUUCUUCUUUUAUGCAGUUUUGUAAACUUUUGAUGUGUUGACUAACUUGACCAAGUAGUUUGGCAUUUGAGUACAUUUGCUUUAA